UGUCUGUCUGUGUGUUGGGUUUGUCUGCGUUUGCCAAAUGUAUACAAAUCAGCAUUCAGUGUCAGCCAAAAGCUUAAGAUAUAUCAGCAAUAUGAGCUAAAUGUAUAACGCAGCUAUACGAGGGCUGAUUGAUAAGAUUUGUUUCAUACUUAUAUGCUUUUCAUAUAUUUUAGUAUAUUAAAAGUAACCUUUGCUCAUCCUUACCUCAAGAUCUCAAGAUCUCUCCCCCCACUUCUCGUUGAAUUGUAAAUAACCUCUGUAACGACUCAUCCGUAUCAGAAUUAUAACUUGUUUGUCGUGUUUCGCAACUCGCCGAUCGUAUCGUAAAUUAUGUACAAUUCAUAACAAGUUGUAGUGUAAAAUGUAAAAUGACAAGAUUGAUUAGCCUACCUUUACAAUGUGCCAUGGCCAAUUAGCCAGCUAUAUAAAUAGCUGGAAAUCUGUAACAGAGUUACAGAAGUUGUCUAAAAUGUUGCUGCCGUCGCUGCUGUUGCUGACCCUUCAAAUGUUCUGCCAUGUCCUGGCAGUUGAUUACGAGAUGCUUAUUGAUGAUCCUGAUGUGUUCACCGACUGCCUGGAAAAUCCGCCAGGUGCAAAAGGUGCAAGUGGCCUGUUCAAUUUGGAUGAAUUGACAUUCUCACUGAAUGGUGAUAAGAUACAUGUGGAGGGCAAUGUGACAACCGUUUGGGAUGUAGAGCCAACAGAUCGUAUAACGGCUUCAGCACGUCUAAUGCAAUUGGAUCGAGGCAUUUGGCAACCCACUGUCUUCAGCAUUGCCACGCAGGACUUUUGCUCUCUUAUGUACGAUAAGGAUCAGUACUGGUUCAAGUAUUGGACUCGCUAUGUUGAAGACAUGGACGCCAUGAAAUCCAAAUGUGUCAACCAUAAGGGAACCAAGCUAGUUCAUUCGCCCUUCGACAUAAAUAUGGUGCUGACCAAUGUCCGUGGCACCACUCUGCACGGCCGCUAUAAGAUUGUCGUCACCUUGGAAGCCUUCGACGACGAGAAGAAUGUUAAGCGCCCGGAGAGCAUUUGCAUGGAGAUCAUUGGCGAUUGUGAGAGGCUGUGAGAAUCCUCGAUAUAUCCUUAAUGUUUGAUUUAUAAUAAACGAAGAAGGGGUUGCAGCUGAAGUAGGAAUGCAAA
Molecule: messenger RNA, 1143 nt
Organism: Drosophila arizonae
Lineage: Eukaryota; Metazoa; Arthropoda; Insecta; Diptera; Drosophilidae
Source: RefSeq, a predicted model, not a curated record